Molecule: messenger RNA, 3570 nt
Organism: Closterium sp. NIES-67
Lineage: Eukaryota; Viridiplantae; Streptophyta; Zygnematophyceae; Desmidiales; Closteriaceae
Source: the annotation of a GenBank genome assembly
UCAGAAGAACCACCACAGAUCAAUAGAAAAUAGCUUAUCGAAAGGCCCGUCGCGACUAGCUCAUUACGCGGAAGCAAGCCGAGCCUUACAAGCCCCAUAGAUCUUUGGAGUUCGAGCCCGCGAAUAACGUCGUCUUUCGUUUGUUUCCAAGCCGUUGAUACGAGCACUCUUACUACUACAGCGUCAGCUACUACUAGUAUGGCCACGACGCUUCUACCAUCAGCACACUCUGCGACGCAUUUGCCGACGUCGUUCGCCGACCUAUCAGAAGACGUGCUUCUGCACCUGCUUGCUCGCCCAUCUUCCGGUGGCCCGAGCCGCGAGCUUUCCCCGGAAGACCUCGCACGGCUCGAGGCGGUCUGCUACGCCCUCCGCCGCCCGCUCCUGCUCCCCCCGAACCGCCGCCACUCCGUCGUCGAAACAUCCGCGCGCGCGAGAUGCUUGCGCCACCCGCUGCUCGCGCGGGUCCCCGCGGAGCUGCUGCGCGCAAUGGCGGCGCAGCGGUGCGGCGGAAGCUGGCUGCGCGUGCUGCGUUUCGCGUGGGCGGUGGAGGAGGCCUGGGGGUUGCGGCGGGGAAGUGAUUCGGAAGUGGAGGUCGGAGGGGGGGAGGGGAAGCGCGGAUGUGACGCGGCGGAAGCCGCCUUGCUCGCCGCGGAUUGGGCGGCGGCGGCGGAAGGGGAAGAUGAGGCCAGCCUGGGGAGGGAGGGAGGUCGCCGCGGCCCGGGAUUAACAGCCGCUGUUUACGCGGGCGAUUACUGCUCGUUCCAGAUAAAGACUAGCGGCGAGCUGUGGGUGUACGGAUCAGGCACGCGCGACGGCACCCCACAAUUCGCCCCCCCGCGUACCGCGCCAACUCACCCAGCACCAGUCGUCCCAACCCCCGCCCCGAAUCAGCCUCCCCCGAAUCAACCCGCCCCCGCGACUGUCGAGCCGCCCCAGGCGGCUCAAGGUUGGGCGGCUGCCGCCAGCAGCGCCCUGGCCGCCGGCCUGGCUGCUGUGCGUCUCGGAGCCAGCACCGCAGGCUCGGGCAGUGCCGCAGCGAUAGGCUCGGCAGUAGGCUCGGAGAGGCUGAAUGGGCGCACGAUGCAGCAAGCGCAGCAGGGAGGGGGGCGGAGAGGGCGGAGGGGAAGCCUCAAGGCGCAUAUAGUGGUGGGGGAAGGGGCGUCGGGGGGUGCUGGGGGAGAUGGGGGGAACCAUGGGGCGGCGGCAGGGGCAUCCGGGGUGGGUUAUUAUGAGGAGCAUGGGGUGGGUGGGGGGGGUAGGGAGGAGGACAGGGUGGUGCAAGUAGCGGGGGGAAGAGCGUUCACUGUGAUACUAACGGAAGCAGAGGAGGUUUACACAAUGGGGCAGGACUCUAACGGGUGCUGCGGGCACGGGCAGGAAGGGGCGGGGAAGAAAUUUUCCCAGCCGAAAUUAGUGGAGGCUUUAAGAGGCGUGCCAUGUCAGCAGGUGGCCACAGGGAGGAGCCAUACCUUGGUUCUAGCUACGGAUGGCACAGUGUAUGCGUUCGGAGCAGGCGGCAAUGGCCGGCUGGGGAUAGGGGAUACGGACGACAGAUGCCGGCCAACGGUUGUGGAGGGUCUGCGGCCAGAAGUGCUAGCUGCCGUGCUGGACGGUGCCGUGCUGGACGGAGCCAUGCUGGACGGAGCCAUGGGCGGCAGGGGAGAUGAUACCAUGGGUGGGAGCAGCGACCGUAUGGGCGGCAGGAGCACUGACAUGGGCGGCAGUGGCGAUGAGUAUGCUCAAUACCGCAUAGUGAGUGUAGCAGCUGGCGCCAGCCACUCUCUCGCCGUCACGGCAGGCGGAGUGGUGCUGGCUUUUGGCCGCGGGCAUAGUGGGCAGCUGGGGGGUGCGCAGCGGUGGGGGUUGGGUGGGGCGGAGGAGCAAGAGGUCAGAGGGGGACAGGAGAGGACGGAGGGGGUGAGAGGAGGAGGGCGGAUAGGGAGAGCGCAGGGGAGAGCCGGGGGUGCAUCCAGCGUGCGUGUGGCUAGGCGUGCUGGCGGUGCUACAACCGCAGCAGCAGCAGCAGCAGCAGCAGCAGCAGCAGCAGCAGCUGACCUCUCUGAUUGUCUGGUGCCGCAGCCUGUGGCGUGGUUUCUUGACUCGGGCGUGCAUGUGCUCAAGGUGGCGGCUUCUGUGGACUACUCUGCUGCUGUCGACUGCCUGGGGCGGGUGUUCAUGUGGGGUUCAGGCUACUGCGGGUGUUUGGGCAAUGCCAGCGAGGCCAAUGAGGUGCUGCCACGCGUUGUGGAGGGGCUCCUGCAUACUCGAAUAGUGCAGGUGACUCUGGGAAAGCGCAAGACUCUGGCGUUGGACGACCAGGGCCGGGUGUUUGCCUUCGGGUGGACAGCCUUUGGAGGGCUCGGAGUGGCAACCGGGCGCGAACAAGGUGUUUGCUCCCAUGGCGGUCGAAGCUCUGGAGGGCAAGAGGGUGGUGCAGAUAAGCACGGGGGCGUAUCACACCAUCGCUUUGUGCCGUGACGGCACCUGCAUUGGCUUUGGAGACAACGAGCAGGGGCAGCUGGAGCUGCACUGAAGCAACCAACCGUGGGCUCCUUGCAUUUUGUGGCGCCUCAGGAGCAUUGCCUUCUGCCGUGGCGGCACCUGCAUUGGGCUUUGGAGACAACGAGCAGGGGCAGCUGGAGCUGCAUCGGGCCUGCGCUGAAAGGCUGAUGCGCUGAAAGUCUGAUGCGCUGAAAGGCUGAUGCGCUGAAAGGCUGAUGCGCUGAAAGGCUGAUGCGCUGAGAGGCUGAUGCGCUGAGAGGCUGAUGCGCUGAGAGGCUGAUGCGCUGAGAGGCUGAUGCGCUGAAAGGCUGAUGCGCUGAAAGGCUGAUGCGCUGAAAGGCUGAUGCGCUGAGAGGCUGAUGCGCUGAAAGGCUGAUGCGCUGAAAGGCUGAUGCGCUGAGAGGCUGAUGCGCUGAGAGGCUGAUGCGCUGAAAGGCUGAUGCGCUGAAAGGCUGAUGCGCUGAAAGGCUGAUGCGCUGAAAGGCUGAUGCGCUGAAAGGCUGAUGCGCUGAAAGGCUGAUGCGCUGAAAGGCUGAUGCGCUGAAAGGCUGAUGCGCUGAAAGGCUGAUGCACUGACAACGAGCAAAGGCAGCAUUGCCCCGCUGCUCGUUGGCGGCACCUGCAUUGGCUGCAGUGGCAACGAGCAGCGGCAGCUGGAGCUGCAGUGAAAGUGCUAUGCUGUGCUGCGCCGUUGGGUGCAUAGGUGACUUUUGAGUCGACUUACAGUAGAAUUCACCAGGCGCAACUAGAGCUGCAAUACACUAUGCACUCAUCGUGCUGUGCAGCAGCAUGACUGAAUGCACAGCACCUGUACUCUGCAUUGCACUCGGCGACAACCGAUUGGGCCAGCUGGAGCAAGCUGCAUUGCUUUUGUACAGAAGUUGAGUGCUUCAGUGCUGAAAGGAAAUGGUAUUUCCUUAUCACGGGUUUUAGUCAGUAACGGGUACACAUCAGGCCUCUGGAUAGGAUUAAAAGUACUCUUUCUUGUAAGGGUACUCGCUUGCUGCCACUUUUUCUGUAAGGGUAUAUUUUAAAGCUACUUUGUAAUAUAAGGGUCCUAAAUAU